Molecule: messenger RNA, 1060 nt
Organism: Phalaenopsis equestris
Lineage: Eukaryota; Viridiplantae; Streptophyta; Magnoliopsida; Asparagales; Orchidaceae
Exons: 6
Coding region: 212-1042 (276 amino acids)
Biological process (GO): regulation of circadian rhythm; response to cold
Source: RefSeq, a predicted model, not a curated record
UCAUGGACAAUAUUCGCCACGUGUUUUCCGCUAGCUUUGUCACGUGUUAAAGCGUUGCCACGCGGGAUCAGCUUCCGCGCAAAUUUCAUUCGGCUCCUUCCUUUCCUCGCAUCGAUUUCUCCGAUUGCGCCGUGCUACCUACCGGAAAUUAAUCUACUACUAGAAAUUUUGGAUUUUGGAGGAUGCUUGGUAGCUUCUUAGGGGUUGAUUAAUGGAGGGCCGCAAUCUGAAGCAGCCGGAUCGUUCUUCCCCAGUGGAGAACUUUGAUAUCAGAAACCCUAGAUCGGGUGUUGUUGAUUCUCUCUCCAAUGAAUGGACAGAUGAGAAACACAAUUUGUAUCUCAGUUCCAUGGAAACAACAUUCGUCAAUCAACUAUAUGGUAAAGAACAUCUUUCUGGUAAUUUUAUGGGUUGGCUGUCGAGAACCCAGAAGAAGACAGAUUCAUCACAGUCAAAUCCCAAUAAAAACAAUUCUGAUCAGUUUAAGGUUCUGAGGCACGGCCGCUGGGAAGAUUUUAAAUUUGAUCUGGCAAAGAGCAAAGCAGUCAAUGGAAAUGAAUCUCGCCAUCUUUCGGCAAACUCCUGGGUUCAGCACUUCAAACCUUCUGCUGGUAAACACCCACAGGCAUCAGUUGAUGUGGACAAUAAUGGUUUUUCAAGUCGAUCGAUCAAAUUAAACAGUCCCACGAAUGAGAAGAGAACUUGUGCAAAGCCGCUUCCACUUGGUUAUCCUCUCAUGUUUCAUCAGGGUUCUAUCAGCAGCCGAGCAGAGGUCACCGAUCAAAAUUUUGUUGAUACUGAGUAUGAAGUAGCAGAAGAACCGAGUAGAUCAAGCAGUAAAAAGCGACCAAGGAGAUCUACUCAUUCAAAGAUCAUCGACCAAAUCGUCCCCUGCAACUCUGUCGCUGCAUCCAGCCACAGAAGUGAUUUUUUGAAAGAGAAUGAAGCAGAAUUCAGCAGAACAAUCAGGCAGCAGAAAAUUGAUGAACCUUCAGACUACAAUCACAAGGAGCCUGAAGGUCUGGGAUUUAAUAAUGGUUGAGCUUCGGAGUAGUUUGGC